Messenger RNA from Daldinia childiae, 1161 nucleotides. RefSeq names its product 3-oxo-Delta(4,5)-steroid 5-beta-reductase. The record is from RefSeq and is a predicted model, not a curated record. The coding region runs from base 1 to 1161 and encodes 386 amino acids. The transcript has 5 exons. NCBI's taxonomy places the organism in Eukaryota, Fungi, Ascomycota, Sordariomycetes, Xylariales, Hypoxylaceae.
AUGUGUUCAAAUAGUUUAGACUCUAAGGAUGUAGCGCUCAUCUUUGGGGCAUCAGGAAUUACUGGUUGGCCUUUGAUGCGUGAAUGUCUCUCAUAUCCAUCAAAGAACACAUUCUCUCGUGUACUAGGCUUGAGUAACCGGCCCCUGUCCAGAGAGACAGCAUACCUUCCUGAUGACCCUCGAUUGGAGAUAUACACUGGCAUCGAUCUCCUUGACAAGGAUCAAACUAGACAAACGCUGGAGACAAUCCCGGCUAUUGGCGAAGUAACACAUGUCUAUUUUGUUGCAUAUACUGGACAUGGACGUACCGCUGAGGAACUAGUGAGGUUGAAUUCAGCUCUUGUCGAUCACGCACUCCUAGCACUCAAGAAACUGUGUCCAAGGAUGAAAUUCUUUACGCUCCAGACUGGUGGAAAGGGUUACGCCACAGCCGGGGUACCAUGGCCACCUGCACCUUGGAAAGAAGAUCUUCCUCGUCUCCCGGAGCCUUAUGCUUCUAAAAUCUUCUACUAUGCAGUCUACGAUGUUAUGAUUAGACAUGCUGCUGGGAGUUCUUGGCAGUGGUCUGAAAUCAGACCUUCUUACCUGCCUGGGUUUACUCCCCAUCAUAAUGCCAUGAGUAUAGCUCACUCACUUGGGCUAUUCAUCGCUUUCUAUCGCUCGGUGAAAGGUGCUGGGGCUACCUGUGCUUUCCCGGGAACUCCGGGAUCUUGGGAAGCGUUGCACUCAGACUCAUCCCAAGAUGUAGUUGCGCAUUUUCAUAUAUAUACGUCGUUACAUGGUGAUAAGACACAUGGGCGCUCGUUCAAUGUUGCGGACGGUGAAGGGACCUCUUGGAAGGUUAAAUGGCCUAUCGUCUGCAACUACUUUGGCCUGAAAGGUGUUGGACCAUCGGCACAAGUUGCAGGGGAGCUUCAGGGUACAAAGUGGCUAUUGGCACAGAAAUACUUGUGGUCGGCAUGGGCCAAAGAUAACGGGCUUAAGGGAGAUGUUCUAGAGAAUAUGCAGUGGGAUAUUCUCGACACAGCUUUGUCUCUUCCACUGCGAAUAGAUUAUGAUCUAGGUGCCUCUCGAGAGAUUGGGUUUCAAGAAACCAUGGACGUCGGCAAGGGUUUCCUGGUGGCUUUUGACCGGUUGAGAAGGGCGAAGUUCCUACCCUAA